UCGGCUUCAUCACUACUUGCCCGAUUGGGGAGGCCUCCAUCAUCCACGCUCGCCUGACGGCUGCUGCCACUGCCAGCCCGCCCCGCCGCCCAUUAAUGCCCUGCAGCUACCGACCCACAGCGAGGCCGGCCGGCGAUCGAUAAAAAGGCGCACCGGCCAGCUAGCUAAGCUCAUCCUCCUCUUCCUCCUCCUCCUGCUGCUGCUGUGUGCAUGUCUCCCGCGGAGAAGGCGAAGAGGAGAGCCAAGAUGUGGAGGACGGCGGCGACGGCGGCCGCCGUGCUGCUCCUGGUGGCGGUGGGCGCCGCGCCCGCUGCCUCCGGCGUGGCGGCCGGCGGCGCGGGCCGCGCCACGGCGGCGGCGGCGGCGGCGGCGGCGGCGGCGAAGCCGAGGAGGAUCCUGGUGGACACGGACAUGGACACCGACGACCUCUUCGCGCUGCUCUACCUCCUCAAGCAGAACCGCUCCGAGUUCGACGUCAAGAGAGAGACGACCGGCCUUUGACCAGCGCUGCUCCUACCUGCAUGUUUCAACGCCAUUUGUCCACAGGAUAAGCCGUCUUGUCGAUGCUCUCUGCGUUGCGUUUGUGUGCUGAGUGAUCGAUCGAUCGAUGUGAUGUGACACGGGCGCUUCUUCUUUGCACGUACACAAUGCGCUGCGCGUGCGCGUGCGCAGGCCAUCACCAUCAACGCCAACGAGUGGAGCGACGCCGGGCACGCCGUCAACCACCUCUACGACCUCCUCCACAUGAUGGGCCGCGACGACAUCCCCGUCGGCGUCGGCGGCGACGGCGGCGUCUCCGACUCCGGCGCCCUCCGGGGCCCCGACGUCGGCGGCUACCUCCCACUCAUCGACCAGGUGACCUAGUCCGGUGUAGUGUGUCCAAGAAAGCUGCAGAUCGAUGCCAGCGAUGUGUGUACUGCAGGGCACGUCGACGGCCGGCGGCUGCAGGUACAGGCAGGCGGUCCCGGCGGGGCGCGGCGGGCGGCUGGACGUCGACACGAACUCCGGCGUGAGGAGGGGGUUCCUGCCGCAGGGGCGGCGGCGGUACAGGCCGGUGACGCAGCCGACGGCGCAGCGGGUGAUGGCCGACACGGUGUCGGGGGGGCCCACCACCGUGCUCCUCUUCGGGGCGCACACCAACCUGGCGCUCCUGCUCAUGGCGCACCCGCGCCUGGCUCGGAACAUCGACCGCGUCUACGUCUCCGGCGGCGCCGUCAGGGCGGCGGACCCCGCCGGCAACCUGUUCACCGCCUUCGCCACCAACCCGUUCGCCGAGUUCAACAUCUUUGGAGACCCCUUCGCUGCUUAUCAGGUCAUACAUUCCGGGAUUCCAAUCACGAUGAUUCCUCUUGAUGCGACCAACACAAUUUCGGUCACCGAGGAAUUCGUUUCUGAAUUCCAACAGCAUCAGCAAACUUACGAGGCACAGUACUGUUUCCAGUCACUUGAUAAGGUCUUGAUGAGGCUGAGGGGACGAUCCAACGGCCAUGGCAACACGAGCUACUACAUGUGGGAUUCCUUUGCUGCUGGUGUGGCUCUCUCUAGCAUGCGCAAUGGCGAGGUUGAUGGUGAAAAUGAAUUUUCUGAGCUUGAAUAUAUGAACAUUACAGUGAUAACUUCAAACAAACCGUAUGGUAAACGUGACGGCUCGAACCCCUUUUUCGAUGGCCGUGCUACUCCUAAACUUGGCCUGAAAGAGGGUGGAGUUCACAGUGGCCAUGUUCAGACUGGAAUAAGAGAUAGCUUCUGCCUGGUACCGGGAAGCAACAGAGGGAGAUGCGAGGAUGGAUACACUAGAGAAGUGUCUGGUCCAGAAGGAGUUCGGGUUCGUGUUGCAACAAGAGCAAAGCCUAACACGGAUAAAAAUAGUUCACUAGAAAAGGAAUUUUCCAAGAGCUUCUUAGAGGUCUUAAAUCGUCCCGAACAAACUGGGCUUUUCAACAUCAAUACGCAGUUCCCAUAUUAUAGAGAAGUUCUUUACAAGCCGGUUUUCAGAAAUGUGAGCAGGGGGAAGCCAGUCAUUUUUGACAUGGACAUGAGCCCUGGAGAUUUUGUUUCCCUAAUAUACCUCUUGAAGACACCAAUAGAAGUAAUAGAUCUAAAGGCUGUUUUGGUCAAUGGCAAUGGCUGGGCAAAUAUUGCGAGCAUCGAUAUCGUUUACGACAUUCUACAUAUGAUGGGCCGCGACGACAUUCCAGUAGGCCUAGGCAAUACCACUGCAUUGGGAAUUCCAACCCUUGGCUGCAACAAUUCUUAUGCUAUCCCCCAUGGAAGUGGUGGUUUUAUUGAUUCAGAUACACUGUAUGGACUAGCCAGGUCACUGCCAAGAAGUCCUAGAAGAUAUGCUCCUGAAAGUUUAGAUCACCCAGAAGAUCGGCAGCCUUUGGCUCUUGAAGUUUGGCAAUCUGUCAGGAAGCAGCUUGAUCCAGGCGAAAAGAUCACUGUUCUUACUAAUGGACCUCUCACCAAUAUGGCCAACAUUUCACUCUCUGACAGGGAUGCAAGUUCUGUAAUAGAGAGAGUCUAUGUUGUUGGUGGACUCAUCAAAGAUGGAGGCGAUGAGAAUGGAAAUUUGUUCACGGUUCCAUCAAACAAACAUGCAGAGUUUAACAUAUUUCUUGAUCCACUAGCUGCAAAAACAGUCCUGGAAUCUGAUCUGAAAAUCGCACUCAUUCCUCUUACGGCGCAACGAAAGGCUGCAUCAUUUCGGGCUGUCCUUGCGGCUUUGGAAGACAUCCAGCAUACCCAUGAAUCAAAAUUUGUCCAUGAAUUGUUGUCGUUGCUGCAAGAACUUCAGAUCAAACAGAAGCUGUAUCAUCAUUUGGACAUAUUUCUGGGAGAAAUUCUUGGAGCAGUUUACAUGGUUGAAGGAUCAGGACUGAAACCUUCAGUGGAACUCAAGCCAGUAAGUGUUAUUGCCAACACAAACAAAAGCACGGACGGGCAGAUUGUCAUCAGCAAGAAUAGUGCAAAGCUGGUAAGGGUAUUGAGCGAUUUCGAUGGUGAAAUAUAUAGCAAACAAUUGGCAAAUUCUUUAGCAAACAAGAGACAGUCUGCCGUUAUUGGGAGUUUUGAAGAACAAAAGGCAAUUUGGAGCAGGCCGGUAAAUAGUUCAGGGAAUAUAAAAAAACAAAAGUGAACUUUUGUAGUAGCAUUAGCGUGCUAAAAAAAUAUAUUAAAGAUUACAUAGCACAGGUAAUAAGAAAGCUGACAUGAUAAUGCUUGAAGUGGCUGAAGAACGGGUGUCACUGGGUGCUGAAGAAUCGCUCCAUGAGUCGCGAAGUAACCUGGAGAAUUAAUCAUUUAUCUUUUUUCUUUUGAUUACACAAAAAGGAAAAUUAUGUUUCUUUCUGAAUUUUGUACCGUAGUUGAGCAUUGAUGUGACCAGCAAAUCUGGGAUACGUUUUUCAGUUUGUGCUCUGAACCACUGAAUCAUUCAAGCAGUAUAAAUAAUUACAGUCUGAAAUUAUUUACCUCUGCGGCAAAUCAAGCCGUUUUUACCAAAAGAAUA
Oryza sativa Japonica Group (Japanese rice) is the source of this 3511-nucleotide messenger RNA. Its product is annotated as nucleoside hydrolase 3. NCBI's taxonomy places the organism in Eukaryota, Viridiplantae, Streptophyta, Magnoliopsida, Poales, Poaceae. Gene Ontology annotation, molecular function: hydrolase activity, hydrolyzing N-glycosyl compounds. The record is from RefSeq and is a predicted model, not a curated record.